Naegleria gruberi is the source of this 812-nucleotide messenger RNA. RefSeq lists its product as uncharacterized. The coding region runs from base 54 to 614 and encodes 186 amino acids. The record is from RefSeq and is a predicted model, not a curated record. Lineage: Eukaryota; Heterolobosea; Eutetramitea; Acrasida; Naegleriidae. The transcript has a single exon.
AAAAAAAACAAAUCAAUACAAUCUGUUUCUCUAAUAUCUUUAAAAGAAUAACAAUGAAGCAAAUUAACGAACUAGUACAGCUGAGUCAUGCCGCUGCUUCUGAUUCUCAAUCAGAAUCAAAUUCAUCAUCAUGGAUACAACCAGGAUUAAAAGGCAAUCAACUUUCUAUUCCUUCAAGUUUAGUUGCCCCAAAACGUCAAAGACGUUCCACAGACCAUUCCAAAGUUAUCGUAAAGAAUUAUAAGAAUACUAGUAGUGAUAAUGGAGCCAUUCUUACUCACUUUAAAUCACUUGCCUACAAACCACAAAAGCGUUUGAGAAAGAAGAAGAAGGCUGACCCAAAGUUAGUCGACUUUUUAUGGCGUCAAAUUGAUUCUGCUGAUAUUCAUGCUGUUUCUGUCUUUGGUGACUGUCAACAAUCAAGUGGUUGGUGUUGUGCAACAAACAAAUAUCAUGCUGGUCAUCAUCAUUUUGCUUGUGUGAAUCAUAAAACAACCAAAGCAAAGAAAGCACAAGACUAUAUGAAUCCUUCCUCUUCCACAAGUACAAGCAGUGAUGAAGACGGUAAAAAGAUGCAGAGAACAUCCAUCUCUAUCAGAGAAUUGUUACUUUAAUGCUUUGAACGAUCGAGAAUCCUCUCACAUUUUUGGCGAAUACGAUAUCCGAUACGAGUUGAACGAUGAACGAACUGACCACUACUUGAAUAACAGCAUUGUGCUACUUGAAACAGAGUCUAAAGUUGUUGUAAUCAGCAUUGCUCUCUAAUUGUUGUAAUUUUAAAAUAAAUACAAAUUGAAAAACAAAUAAUACUC